This is a messenger RNA of Monascus purpureus, 846 nucleotides long. The record is from the annotation of a GenBank genome assembly. Lineage: Eukaryota; Fungi; Ascomycota; Eurotiomycetes; Eurotiales; Aspergillaceae.
AUAACCGUUAAGAUGGCGCCCGCAGACACGGAGAAAGACCACUGGUCUGCAGAGACAUACUCCGCCUCUGCCUCCUUCGUCCCCGAACUAACCCAGACUGUCCUCCGCUACCUUUCCCCCUGCCCUACAGACAGGAUCCUAGAUAUAGGCUGCGGCGACGGGAAGUUCACGGCCAAAUUCCUCCCUGCCGCCGACUAUGUCCUGGGCCUCGACUCGUCGAAGAACUUGGUUGAUGCCGCCAUCAGGGAUUACAGUUCCUUGGCCAAUGCCGAGUUUCGCGUUGUCGAUUGCCGAUUUCUCGAGCAGGAGACCGCUGUCGUCGACGGUUCUUGGGAUAAGGUAAUCUCCAAUGCCGCCCUCCACUGGAUCCUCCGUGAUCCUUCUACUCGUCAAUCCACCAUAAAUGCCAUCCACGCCUGUCUCAAACCAGGUGGAUCCUUCGUCUUCGAAAUGGGAGGCCAUGGAAACGUUCCUGAGGUCCAUGCCGCGCUUAUCUAUGCCCUUGUGCGUCGUGGUGUCCCCGUGCAUAAGGCGCGAGAGGCUGGUCCGUGGUUCUUUGCGUCUGAGACUUGGAUGCGGAAUGCCUUGCAGAAAGCAGGAUUCAAGGUCGAGAAGCUUGAGGUCGAGUACCGGCCUACGAAACUCACUACGGAUGCUUCUGGGGGGCUUGCGGGUUGGGUGAGGUUGAUGGGUGCGCAGUUCUUGGAGCUUCUGGAUCCCGUGCAGCGGGAAGAUUCUGUUAGGGAGAUCUGUGAGGUUCUGCGCUCUGUCGUAACCAGGGAGGAGGACGGGAGUCAGUGGUUGGGCUAUGUUCGGCUGAGGGGAAUUGCGACAAGGGUAAACUGA